Kalmanozyma brasiliensis GHG001 is the source of this 3048-nucleotide messenger RNA. Its product is annotated as Peptidase M1, membrane alanine aminopeptidase, N-terminal. Bases 1 to 3048 code for a protein of 1015 amino acids. The transcript is spliced from 2 exons. Lineage: Eukaryota; Fungi; Basidiomycota; Ustilaginomycetes; Ustilaginales. Gene Ontology annotation, biological process: proteolysis; peptide catabolic process. Gene Ontology annotation, molecular function: metalloaminopeptidase activity; peptide binding; zinc ion binding. Gene Ontology annotation, cellular component: cytoplasm. The record is from RefSeq and is a predicted model, not a curated record.
AUGAAACCGUCCUCGCUCCUUUCACUUUCCGCCGUCCGAGCCUAUCCAGCUUCGCACUUCACUCGCCCAGCUCUCCGGUCCAUUCCCGCCAAGACCGCCACCGUUUCUUCCCUCAGGAGCAGCAACGCGCUUCAACGUCCCCUCGUCUCGAGCGAUCCCACAAAGUCGCUUCAAUCAGCAGCUUGCUCAACUUUCUUCAUCCGAACUCACGCAACUUGUUCGCUAGCCGAGCCCGCUUUCGCCCCGGUCUCUUCCGCCAUGACCGACGCUUCCGACGCAUCCAAAUGGUUCCGCCUGCCUCGCAGUGUGGUCCCCACCCACUACGAUAUCACCCUCAAGUCUGAUCUUGAAGCCCUUCAGUUCUCGGGAACUGCUACCAUCGACCUUGAUGUUCUCGAGGACACGGACUCGAUCGUCUUUAACGCUGCUGCCAAGCUUCACCUCAGCAAGUCGCUCGUGCUCAGCCAGGCGCUCAAGACCGACAACAAGAGCAUCGUCGCCCUUGAUGUGGACACUAAGCACGAACGCGCUACCGCCAAGCUUCCCAACGCUCUGCCCAAGGGCUCCAAGGCACAGCUUGUCGUCGCUUUCGCCAGCGACAUUGACAGCAGCAUGAUGGGCUACUACCGUUCCACCUGGGAGCACGAGGGCAAGAAGGGCUACUACGCUCUCACCCAGUUCGAGCCUACUGCUGCUCGACGUGCUAUCCCCACGUGGGACGAGCCCAACCUCAAAGCCACCUACACCUUCCGAAUGAUCCACCGAAAGGACACCACCGCGCUCGCCAACAUGAACGUCGUCAGCUCCAAGGACAUCUCGCAGGUUGAGCAGGACAAGCUUCUCCGCGCUUCCGAGCUCGGUCUGGACCAGGCUUCGCUCAGCGCCGGAAAGACCGAGGGCAAGACGGAAGGCAAGACCGAAGUCUCCAGCACCGCUUCCAACGACUGGACGCUCACCGAAUUUGCCACCACUCCCAAGGUCUCGACCUACCUGGUGGCAUGGGCCAACGGUCCCUUUGUUCACCUCGAGAGCAGCUACACCAGUCCUCUCACCGGCAAGGUCAUUCCCAUGAAGGUCUACACCACCCCCGAAUACAUUCACCAGGCUCAGUACGCUCUCGACGUCAAAAUAAAGGUCUUGCCCGAGUACGAGCGCGUUUUCGAUGUUGCCUAUCCCUUGCCCAAGCUCGACACGCUCGUUGCUUCCGAUUUCGAUGCCGGCGCCAUGGAGAACUGGGGUCUGAUCACGGGUCGUACCUCGGUCUACCUUUACGACCCCGAGAAGUCCGGCCUCCAGGGCCAGAAGCGAACCGCCGGUGUUCAGUCGCACGAGGUCGCUCAUCAGUGGUUCGGUAACAUUGCCACGCUCGACUGGUGGGACAACCUCUGGCUCAACGAGGCUUUCGCCACGCUUAUGGGCGAGGUCGUUAUUCUGGACCGAUGCUUCCCCGAGUGGGAGUCCGCUUCCGAGUUCAUCAAUGUCCACCUGGACCGAGCUCUCGACCUCGACGGCAAGCGAUCCAGUCACCCCAUCGAGGUGCCUCUGCAGGGUGAGAAUGUCGAGGACGCCAUCAACCAGGUGUUCGACGCCAUCUCGUACUCCAAGGGCGCCAGUGUGCUCCGCAUGCUUUCCAACAUGAUUGGCGAAGAUGUGUUCCUCAAGGGUGUGUCGAUCUACCUCAAGAAGCACCUCUACUCGAACGCUGUCACCAAGGAUCUCUGGAACGGCAUCAGCGAGUCGUCGGGUCGCGACAUUGCUUCCAUCAUGGCCAACUGGAUCUUGAAGCAGGGUUUCCCUGUCCUCACUGUCACCGAGGAGGCGGACGGUCUGCGCAUCAAGCAGAACCGUUUCCUCUCGACGGGUGACCCGACCCCUCAGGAGGACGAGACGCUCUGGUACGUGCCUCUCAUGCUCAAGACGGUCGGUGCCGACGGCAAGGUGUCGGUCGAUCGCGAGGCAUUCCUCAACAGCGAGCGUGAGGUCAAGCUUCCGCUUGCCAACGCCAAGGACACCACCUACAAGCUCAACGCCGAGACCAUCGGUGUCUACCGCGUGGCCUACUCGCCCGAGCGUCUCGCCAAGCUCGGUGAGGAGGCUGCCAAGACCAACUCGGGCUUCUCGCUUGAGGACCGUGUCGGUUUGGUCUCGGACGCCUUCACUCUCGCUUCCGCUGGCUACGGCAAGACCUCGGGCGGUCUCUCGCUGCUCAAGGCGCUGCGAAACGACCCCACCUACCUGGUCAACUCGGCGUCGUCGCUCAACAUUGGCACGCUCAGCAGUGCCUGGUGGGAGCAGGACGCCAAGGUGCAGACGGCCAUCAAGAAGCUGCGUGCCGACAUCUUUGGUCCUACGGCCAAGAAGCUCGGCUUCGAAUUCGGCGCCAACGAUUCGCCCGACCUCAAGCAGCUUCGUGCCGUCGCCAUCGCCGCCGCUGCCAACGGUGAGGACGAAUGGACGCUCUCCGAGAUCAAGAAGCGUUUCGACGCGUACAUUGCUACGGGCGACGAGAGCCAGAUCCACCCGGAUCUGCUGCGCACCGUCUUCACGCGUGCCGUCAAGUACGGUGGCGAGAAGGAGUACGAAGCCGUCCUCGCGAUCUACAGGAAGCCGCAGACGCCGACGCACAAGAUCGCCUCGAUGCUCGCCCUGGGCGAGGCGUCGGACGAGAAGCUGCUCGAGCGCACCGUCGACUUCCUCUACGGCGGCGAGGUCAAGGAGCAGGACUUUAUGUACUUCUUCGCCGCUCUCUCCGGCAACCCCAAGGGCAGGAGGAUCAUCUGGGAGGCCACCAAGACCAGGUGGGACGUGCUCUCCAAGCGCUUCGCCGGCAACUUUUCGCUCAGCCGCUUGAUCGAGUACUCGUUCAGCGCGUUUAGCAGUGAGAAGGACGCCCAGGACGUGGAGAACUUCUUCAAGGACAAGGACACGGCCAAGUUCAGCAUGGGCCUCAGCCAAGGGCUGGAUGCGGUUAGGGCGAAGGCCAGGUGGGUCGAGCGCGACGCAAAGGACGUCGAGGAGUGGUUGCGCGCCAACGGUUACCUUGCUUAG